UUAUGCAAUUACGCAAACAAUUGAAAAUUCUGAAACCUCAUCGUUUGGAAUAUAAAAAAGUUACUAUCUUCGUGUUAUUUGUGUGAAUUUCAAAGAAAUUUAAAAAUGGGUAGUUGUGUUUCAAAGGAAAGAAGCUUUUGGAGAUUGACAAAGAAGAAGAAAAGGAAGGUUUUCUGCAAAAUAAGGAUCAUUAGAAGCAGAGUUUCAUCUCGUAAGCUUGAGAAUGGGGAAUUUGGUGCUGGUUCUAAGGAUUUUUUUCGUGCUAGUUCAACUAUCCAAGGAAAUGCAGACUUGGUAUGGCGUGAUUGUUUUUCAGUGUUUGAAUCUGAAUUGGAUGAAGAAUUUUAUAGCGUUAAUGAUGAGAUAAUAUCUGUCACCGGCUCUGAAAAUCCAUCUGUGUUGACUCUAUCAUCUCAAUCGAAAGUAAAUGAUCAUCCUACUGAGGGCAAUCCUGUUUCUGUGGAUGAUAUUUCUAGUGAAAGUAUUCGUGCGGAUGAAAAGCACGAGGCACAUCACAUCGAGCUUCUUCCGAAUAAUUGUUUGCCUUGUAUUCCUUCAACUGCCCUUUCACUUGAGAGAAAAAGAUCGUUUAACCCGGGUACUCCUAGUUCAAGGAAGAAAGCACCUCUGAAACUAUCCUUUAAAUGGAGGGAGGGACCUGUCACUCCGACAUUAGUUUCUCCGAAGGUGCCUUUGCAAAGACCAGUAGCUGGUAUCUCAGUCCCAUGCUGUCCGAAAGAGAAGAAGAUGCCCGAUUGUUGGUCUCCUCUAGAACCACGUUCUUUCAAGGUCCGUGGCCACAACUACUUUAGGGACAAAAAGAAGGAAUUUGCUUCAAACUCUGCAGCCUUUAUUCCCUUUGGAGUUGAUCUCUUCUUAUCUCCGCGGAAAAUUGAUCACAUUGCUCGUUUUGUCGAACUUCCGAUUUUUAAUUUAUCCGAAGAAAUUCCUGCUAUUCUUGUUGUAAAUAUUCAGAUUCCUCUGUACCCUGUUACAAUCUUUCAAAGUGAAAACGAUGGAGAAGGGAUGAAUUUGGUGUUGUACUUUAAACUAUCCGAAAGUUACUCAAAAGAGCUCCCGCAUCAGUUCCGAGAAAAUAUUAUAAGGUUAACAAAUGAUGAGGUUGAGCGAGUUAAAGGAUUCCCAGUUGAUACUAUUGCACCUUUUAGAGAAAGAUUAAAAAUGAUUAGUCGAGUGGAGAAUUUGCCAGAUCUUCACUUAAGCACAGCUGAGAAGAAGCUUAUGAAUGCUUAUAAUGAAAAGCCGGUUCUCUCACGUCCCCAGCAUGAGUUUUACUUGGGUGAAAACUACUUUGAGAUCGAUUUAGAUUUGCAUCGAUUUAGCUACAUUUCUAGAAAAGGUUUCGAGGUGUUUCAGGACAGAUUUAAGCUAUGUACACUGGAUUUUGGCUUGACAAUUCAGGGAAAUAAACCCGAAGACUUGCCGGAGAACAUGCUGUGCUGCAUACGGUUGAAUCAAAUCAACCAGAGCAAUUAUGGUCAGCUGCAGUUAUAGGCAAUAAUUCUUCUUUUUACAAAGGCAAAUGCUUAUAUAUUGUUUUUGCCAUCCAACACAAAAUUGAAGAACAG
Hibiscus syriacus is the source of this 1589-nucleotide messenger RNA. RefSeq lists its product as uncharacterized. The transcript has 10 exons. Lineage: Eukaryota; Viridiplantae; Streptophyta; Magnoliopsida; Malvales; Malvaceae. Bases 106 to 1515 code for a protein of 469 amino acids. The record is from RefSeq and is a predicted model, not a curated record.